Molecule: messenger RNA, 1218 nt
Organism: Schizophyllum commune H4-8
Lineage: Eukaryota; Fungi; Basidiomycota; Agaricomycetes; Agaricales; Schizophyllaceae
Exons: 2
Coding region: 1-1218 (405 amino acids)
Biological process (GO): lipid metabolic process
Source: RefSeq, a predicted model, not a curated record
AUGAUCCCCGCCCCCGAGGACCGCUUCGGGCUGAACUGGCACACCUAUUUCACCAUUUUAGGCCCUGCACAACUCUGCUAUGGACUCUUCGCGCUACUGGUCACUCUACCCAGGACCCGACUACUGCGUAUGGCGCUCCUCCCGAUCGCGCUGUACUUGUACUUCCGUGCGGGUACCCUCUUGGAUGUUGCAAAGGACAUUCCGGUGUCGGAUUCCACGAAGGAGAAAUUGAUACAUUAUAAUCAGGGGCAUCUGAUGACGCUCUUCGCCAUGACUUGCCGAACCAUCGCUUGGGCAUGGCCUAGCAAACCUUACCGCCGGACAGACCACAAGGAACCGACGCGAUCACUUACCACCAUACUCCUUGACGGCAUUGAUCUUGCAUUCAACAUCCGCGGCAUCGACUGGGACUGGUCCACGGGCCUCCGUCUCCCCCCACAAACGCGCACCCUCUCCUCGCGCGCCGCCUUCCUCCGCGAAACCCUCGUCUCCGCCCUCUUCCACGGCUUCAUUGUCGACGCGCUGCAAGCCACCAUCCAUGCCAUGGGCCUCAACUCUCCCGCCGGCGGCAGCAUCUUCGACCCGGCGCUCCCCCCGCACCUUCGCUAUACACGCUCGACCGUGCUCACGCUCCUCACCGGCCUUACCAUCUGGGCCGGCCUUCAAGCUUCUUAUGACCUCUGCACGCUUGUUGGCGUCGGCCUCCUCCGUCAGGCGCCCACGCGCUGGCCGCCCGUGUUCGAUAGGCCGUGGGCCGCGACAAGCGUGAGCGCGUAUUGGGGCGCCCAUUGGCACCAAGUGCUGCGCGACGUGUUCGUGAGCGUUGGCUCUCGCCCGCUCACGCACGUCCUGGUGAAGGUGUGCGGCCCGAAGUGGGGGAAGUCGCUCGGGCUUGUGGGCGCGUACGUGGUGUCGGGCCUGCUGCACGACGCGGGGCUGUGGGGGCAAGGGAGGGGGCACGACCCGCUGCGCGUUGUGGGCUUCUUCGUGAUGUCGGGCGGGGUGGGGAUGCUGGUGGAGGUGACGAUCUACAGGCUGACGGGGAAGAAGGUCGAGGGCCCGUUAGGGUGGAUAUGGACGAUGGUGUGGCUGGUGGGCUGGGGGCAUUUGGUGACGGAGGCCUGGCUAUCGCGCGGCUUGGCGGGUUGUGUGCUGAUUCCGGAUCCUUUGCGACCCGUGCCGAGGUUGCUACAUGCGCUCAACAAUCUAUACCACUAG